UGCGCCGACGUAAGGCCCCGGUCACAUGACCCCCGACGUCACCGAGGCCCCCUUUUUAUGCUGGCUGGGACGCGGCUGCUGUCGAAUUGUAAGGUAGUGAAAAGGUGGAGGAAUGAUUCUCUCGCAGGCUCAGUCUGGCGCCUAUGCCAGCAACUCUGAUGAGGAAAAUCCUGCAGAUGACUUCCUACAAGUGGAAUUAGAACUGAAUCUGAAGCUGGGCAAUCUGGUAUUUCAGGAUCCAGUAAAGUAUGUGUAUAAUCCCUUGCUCUAUGCCUGGGACCCACAUGAGAGGUUUGUGCGGACCUAUUGCCAAUCAAAAAAGGAAGUGCUUUUUUUAGGAAUGAACCCGGGACCGUACGGCAUGGCUCAGACAGGGGUUCCUUUUGGGGAAGUUAAACACGUACGUGACUGGCUUCAAAUUGAGGGCCAUGUUUAUAAGCCUGAAAUUGAGCAUCCAAAAAGGCCCAUUCGUGGUUUUGAAUGUCCCCAUAGUGAAGUCAGUGGUGCUCGAUUUUGGGGUCUUUUCAAAUCUCUUUGUGGGCAGCCUGAACACUUUUUCCAGCAUUGCUAUGUCCACAACCAUUGCCCUCUCAUAUUCAUGAAUCAGGCGGGGAAAAACCUGACCCCAAUGGAUCUUCCUAAAGCUCAGAGAGAUGUACUUCUGGAUAUCUGUGAUGAAGCCUUAUGCCAAGCUGUCAAGGCACUUGGGGUUAAGUUGGUGGUUGGAGUGGGCAAGUUUUCUGAGCAGCGUGCUAGAAAAGCUCUGGCUGGGGAGGGAUCAGAUGUUACAGUGACGGGUAUAAUGCACCCAUCUCCCAGGAACCCUCAGGCCAAUAAAGGUUGGGACGUUUUGGUAAGGACACAGCUCCAGGACCUGGGAGUUUUGUCACUAUUUGUCUGACUGACAGAAGGACCUGCAUUUUGCCAUUAGACUACAUGGUUACCGAUACACUACAUCAAUAACUACGUUUGCUUCAUUGUUUGUACCACACUAUGCCUUGUUCAAAUGUCAACACUCAUAUGAACGAUGCAGUAAAAUGGAACGGACUGUAUUAAUGGAUUAUAUAUGUAAAACACUUAUAUCCACUGUAGAAUUUAGUAAACUGUUUAAAAAAAGCUAUAAUCCUUUUAAACGUAACAAAUAACAUUUCCUAAAAUGAUUGCUAAGCUGCCGCUGCACUUCCAGUUGAAGACAGCCUUUCGAAAAUGUCAGUCGUGCAGGAUUGCCAAGUGCUGCUGGAACGCAUUGAAGGACAGAUGGAGCAUUCCUACAAUUAAGUAUUCUUGUCUGACCUUCACAUGUCAUGUAAAACAAAUCCCCAAGAAUCACACCUGUGGGUUUAUGGACAUAUUUUCAUUAUGUAGAUGAUAUCAGCUACUUUAUCUCACAAUUUUUCUAUUCCCUACUGGUGAAUAUCCAGAAUCGGUGUAAUGAAUGUAGGAAAAAAAAAGUCUUCUUCAUUUUUCUGUCAAUGUUAAUCCUUAGCCUUCUUCAGGAAAACGUUUGUAGCUACAACUUCUAGAUAACGAGUAGUAUUGUCUCAAUGAACAUUAACAUACUUUGUUUCUUAUGUCUUUGCACAGUAGCAAUGUAGCAGUUUCCUCAUCCUGUGACAUCAGUCAUGUUACAGACUAAAAGUCUACAUUUUACUGCUUUUUUUGUUUCAACGUACAAAAUAAGAGCCAACCUGUGAUAGGUACAUUUUAUAUGGAAGAUUAUCCUUCCACUUGCGUAAGAUGUCGUAUAAACAUAAAAUGAAGUUGCAUAUCAUCAGUGCUUGACGUAUCCAAGGACCGAGGAGUUUGCCAUUAAGGACUUGGAGACUUGAAACCAUUCCUUCCAUUCCCUGUGCCCAACUGUGCACCCAGUUUUUGACUGCUUUGUGUAACUGUUUAUGCAAGAAAUAUAGUUCUUGUCCUCUCUUGCAUUAUAAGUAAGAACAGUAAGCUUUACUGUUCAUGCAACUUUUGUUUUUGCAGAGGCAGACUUUUACAGACCGUUUAUAUCUAUAUCCUGCCCAGUCAUCUGUUGAUGUCCCUGGCUUGUUUCUAGUCUGUGCCGGCCACUGACUAAUGAGCUGUUCCACACUGUUGGUUGGCACAGCAGAUUACUACAGACCUCCAGCCUAUACAGUACAGAUCUGCAGUGAAAAAAUAUGUACACUCUGCUAGACAGAAAAAGGACACCUAUGUUUACAGACUGCACUUUUUUUGAAAGGUGUUUUUUUUUUUUUUUUUUUUUCCUGUUUAACCUGUAAAAUGCAGUAGAGUUAGAAAUAAUCUUUAGAUCAAACAUUUUUAAUAUUUUUUUUUAGAAUGCAACUUUGAUAUUGUGAAUAGUGUGUAUGUGUUGUGUUUUUUUAUUUUUUUAAGUCAUCCUAAAAUUUCAAUGGUUGCUGAAGAGCCUUCUGGAAAUCCCAUGGUGACCAGGAUGUAUAUGAAGCCAUGAGGUUGGCCAAUGGAGAUUUUGUACCUUAUUUGGAAGAUCUUAUCAACAAGCAGGUGGUGUAGGAAAAUGGCUUUCGUUCCAUUUAAGAUGUAGGGUAAACAGUGAAGGCUUAGUUAAUGACCUGGGUUCAUUGCCAUUACAGUGGAAAUCUGUAAAGAAAAUUUAACAUUUGCAUUUAAUGAAUGACUGUUUUGCUGUACAACCAUGUGAGAACUUGAACAAGAAAAACAGUUAUAUAUGUGCAUAGUGAAUCAUUUGGGUUGAUUUACUAAAGGAAUGAAGGCUGCUUCCUUGGCAAACUGAGUUCUCAGCUUAGAAAGUGUUUGUUUACUUUGCAGAAUGAAUGUUCAUGAAUAGGGUAACGCUUAUCCACUUUGAUAAUCCAAUCAUACUAGCAAACAUCCUGUGCUUUAUUUAUAUAAAGUGGAGCUCUAGUGAGUAUUAUACUUAAUAACGCCAAUGACAUCCGCCCCUUCUCUUAAUCAGUUGUCCAUAUGUCUAACAUUGAACAAGCCUCCAGAAAUACCUUUUUAAAAAGAAGUAAAAAGUCAAGGUCACAUGACCAGUUUCUUUCCCUAAAUGGUGGCAUUCUAAAGAGGAAUGCAUUGAACAAGGGACUACAUGUCCCAUAAUGCUGUGCUCCUCCAGCAGUAAGGGACGUGUGACAAGUAUAUAUUUGGGCUCAGUAAGAGACUCAUGAGAGAUCAGUGUCAGAGCAGGCCAUUU
Rana temporaria (common frog) is the source of this 3175-nucleotide messenger RNA. RefSeq names its product single-strand-selective monofunctional uracil-DNA glycosylase 1 (gene SMUG1). Bases 113 to 901 code for a protein of 262 amino acids. The transcript is spliced from 3 exons. The record is from RefSeq and is a predicted model, not a curated record. Gene Ontology annotation, biological process: base-excision repair. Gene Ontology annotation, molecular function: single-strand selective uracil DNA N-glycosylase activity; oxidized pyrimidine nucleobase lesion DNA N-glycosylase activity. NCBI's taxonomy places the organism in Eukaryota, Metazoa, Chordata, Amphibia, Anura, Ranidae.